AUGGGCGAUCAACGAUAUCGACCUUACGACAAUACCGACCCGCCCCAAGAGACCAAUUAUCAAUGGGUGAGCCAGGAUCAGAGCGCCCAAUCCCAAGACCAGUAUGACCCUCAGGCGGCGAUGCCUCGUGCUUUGCCAAACCCGCAGCCGUUCAGUGGCGGCCAUGUCUAUCCUAGCCAGUAUUUCCCUACGCAAGGCGCCUACCAGUCCACAAACCCUCUAGUUGCUGGUAAUGUCAACCCAGGUUAUAUGCAGCCAUUACCCGCAGCGAACAUGAUGUACCCUCCCAGCGCGUUGCCUCAGUACCAACAGUCGAAUUUUCCCAAUAGCGCCCCGCUGCAGAGUCAAGAUCAAUACCUGACAGCGUAUGAACCGCAUCUAGUCCCACAGUUCGGCGAGGUCACAAGGCGGGCAUUUACGCGCAUCAAAGAUGGUAAGGAGGUCUACGAGCCCUCGAUGUCACGCCAAAGGGGCAGCACAAUAGCCGACCCAGCGUCAAUCGAGGAGGGCGGCAGAACGUGGCAAAACUACCGUGAGGGCCGAUACUUCUUGCCCAACGACGCCAUCGAGCAGGAUCGUCUGGACUUCAACCACGUUCCACUGACCAUGUUAUUGAAUGACGCGCUGCACCUCGCACCGGUGCGGAAUCCAAGACGCGUCCUGGACAUUGGCACGGGGACCGGUAUCUGGGCGAUCCACUUCGCGGAGCGCAAUCCCUACUCAAAGGUGAUCGGGACCGAUCUGAGCAUGAUACAGCCUGCAGUGCAUCUGAAGCUUCCCAACAUCGAGUUCCACAGAGAUGACUGCGAGGGCGACUGGAUAUUUGACGAGGCCUUCGAUUUCAUCCACCAGCGCCUCAUGUUUACUGGCAUUAACGAUCCUCAAGCACUAGCAAAGAAGAUGUACGACAACCUGGAGCCGGGAGGCUGGGCAGAAUACCAAGACACGACUAUACAUGUCGAGAGCGAUGAUAGAUCCCACAUCGGCACGGCCGUACAUCAGUGGGGCCAUCUGGCCAUGGCCGCCGCCGCGGCCAAGGGAAGAGACAUGGACGUCUCUCGCAAGUACAAGGACUAUCUCACCAAUGCCGGCUUCGUGGAUGUCACUGAGAAGAAGCUGAAGCUUUGGGGAAACCAUUGGCCGUCGGAUCCCGUCGCGAAGAAGAUCGGAAAGUACACGUGCAUGAGCUGCGUUGAGGCCGUCCAGGCCAUGUCAGUCAAGCUCCUACAGGAUGGCUUGGAGUGGCCGGUAAAAGAUGUGGAAGGCCUGGUCAGAAGGGCGCAGGAGGAUAUGAAGAACCCAAACAUCCGAUGGUAUCUACCAUUUUAUGUUGUUUAUGGGCGAAAACCUUUACCCAACGAGAUAGCGACCCAGAGAGAGUGA
Molecule: messenger RNA, 1383 nt
Organism: Truncatella angustata
Lineage: Eukaryota; Fungi; Ascomycota; Sordariomycetes; Amphisphaeriales; Sporocadaceae
Product: S-adenosyl-L-methionine-dependent methyltransferase
Exons: 2
Coding region: 1-1383 (460 amino acids)
Molecular function (GO): methyltransferase activity
Source: RefSeq, a predicted model, not a curated record